ACAAAUCGUCUCCAAAAGUGACCUGUUUAAAUUAUCUCGAACUUUCAUAAAUGGGCAUAUUCUCUCGACUCCUGCCACCUCUUGCUAGUGCUUACGGACUUCAAGCGAUCUUCGCUCUGAUAUUCGUGCCUCAGAAGAAUGAAAGGUUCUAUGACCUCGGUGGUGCACUGGGGUUUCUUUCUACGACGUUCGUUUCUAUGUAUUACCCUGCACUGAGGGACAAAUACGUCCUUGGAAAGAACAUCCCUCUACCCAGACUUUCAUCUUUUGCUCCGAGACAGCUGCUCCUGACCGGAUGCCUGGUACUCUGGAGCACCCGGCUUGGAUCAUUUCUCGUAACUCGAGCAAUGAAAACUGGAGGAGAUUCGCGUUUUGACAAGGUCAAGCAUCAACCGGGAAAGUUCACGUUUUACUGGAUGGCACAAGCCGCAUGGGUAUUCCUUGUCGGACUUCCAGUUUACUUGGUAAACACAUUGCCUCCUAAUCUGCAUCCAGCGCUUGGUCCAAGGGAUUAUGUCGCCUUGAGCCUCUUUGCUUCCUCCUUCCUUUUCGAAAUAGUCGCUGAUAAUCAAAAAAGCGUCUGGAGGAGGGAGAAAAACGAAAAGAAGCACGAUGAGUCUUUUAUUACUCGUGGUCUAUGGAGUAUCAGCAGGCACCCUAACUACGUGGGCGAAGUCGGAAUCUGGACGGGAAUAUGGGCCUUAUCGGCCUCGUCUAUGCAGACUCCAUAUUUUCCAAAAGUAGCACCACUUAUCGCGGCGGCAAGCCCGAUAAUCACAUAUUUACUCCUAAGAAACGUGUCCGGUGUGCCUCUUCUAGAAAAAGCCGGCGACAAGAAGUUCGGUGAUAAUCCCAAGUGGCAGGAGUACAAGAGGAAUGUGCCUGUCUUCUGGCCAUGGGGACCUGUGGACUAGACACAUAAUGUUGUAGGCAAGGUGGUGGCGUUUGCCUUUGAAGCGUUAGGUUAGGCAUUCGGAGUUAGUUAGAACUGUCCGUAAAUGAUACUGUAUUGUUAUUGUAGCAUUUCCAC
Molecule: messenger RNA, 1030 nt
Organism: Fomitiporia mediterranea MF3/22
Lineage: Eukaryota; Fungi; Basidiomycota; Agaricomycetes; Hymenochaetales; Hymenochaetaceae
Product: DUF1295-domain-containing protein
Exons: 9
Coding region: 51-914 (287 amino acids)
Biological process (GO): lipid metabolic process
Cellular component (GO): membrane
Molecular function (GO): oxidoreductase activity, acting on the CH-CH group of donors
Source: RefSeq, a predicted model, not a curated record